GGGGUGUUCUGCUCCGGCGGCAGCGGCAGCGGCGGCGGGACGCGGAGGCUCCCCUGGGACUCGGCCUCAGCAGCGAGGCGGCGGCGGCGGCGGCGGCUGCGGAGGCGCAGGCAGCAGCUGAGGCAGCGGCGGGCUCAGGUGCAGCCGCUGAGUGAAGACAUAGUCCAGAGAGGUGUAAAGCCACAGUUCAAACUGAAAGACCCUGAAUAAAUCAGAACAAGAAUGAGGACGGAACUUAGCGGAUUCCACACAAAUAUUACCAACCUGGAAUCAGAAUUUGUUCAACAUACUGAUGUUUUGAUCACCACUGAAGCUUAAAUAAGGCUGAACAUAACCUCCUUUUUUCAAAAUUCCCUGUGUUGUGAACUGAGCUUGAGUGAAGUGAAAUCUUUGAGGAAGCUAAAGCUGUGUGUAUUUGUGGAUCAGACAAGUGCAGCAAGUUAAUAUCAUUGGCUUCUGAAGGGGAGAGUGAGGUGAUGGCUGCGUUUAAGUUGGAUUUCCUUCCAGAAAUGAUGGUGGAUCAUUGCUCUUUGAAUUCCAGUCCUGUCUCAAAGAAAAUGAACGGCACCCUGGACCACCCAGACCAACCGGAUCUUGAUGCUAUCAAGAUGUUUGUGGGCCAGGUUCCAAGAACCUGGUCUGAGAAGGACUUGAGGGAACUCUUUGAACAGUAUGGUGCUGUCUAUGAAAUCAAUGUCCUAAGGGAUAGGAGCCAGAACCCUCCUCAAAGCAAAGGGUGCUGUUUUGUUACAUUUUACACCCGCAAAGCUGCAUUAGAAGCGCAGAAUGCUCUUCACAACAUGAAAGUCCUUCCAGGGAUGCAUCAUCCUAUACAGAUGAAACCUGCCGACAGUGAGAAGAACAAUGCAGUGGAAGACAGGAAGCUGUUUAUUGGUAUGAUUUCCAAGAAGUGCACUGAAAAUGACAUCCGAGUCAUGUUCUCUUCAUUUGGACAGAUUGAAGAAUGCCGGAUAUUACGGGGACCUGAUGGCCUGAGCCGAGGUUGUGCUUUUGUGACUUUUACAACGAGAGCCAUGGCACAGACGGCUAUCAAGGCAAUGCACCAAGCACAGACCAUGGAGGGUUGCUCAUCUCCCAUGGUGGUAAAAUUUGCUGAUACGCAGAAGGACAAAGAACAGAAGAGAAUGGCCCAGCAGCUCCAGCAGCAGAUGCAGCAAAUCAGCGCAGCAUCUGUGUGGGGAAACCUUGCUGGUCUAAAUACCCUUGGACCCCAGUAUUUAGCACUUUAUUUGCAGCUCCUUCAGCAGACUGCCUCCUCUGGGAACCUCAACACCCUGAGCAGCCUCCACCCAAUGGGAGGGUUAAAUGCCAUGCAGUUACAGAAUUUGGCCGCCCUAGCUGCUGCAGCUAGUGCAGCUCAGAACACACCAAGUGGUACCAAUGCUCUCACUACAUCCAGCAGCCCCCUCAGCGUGCUCACCAGUUCAGGGUCCUCACCGAGCUCCAGCAGCAGCAGCUCUGUCAACCCCAUCGCCUCCCUUGGAGCCCUGCAGACAUUAGCUGGAGCAACGGCAGGCCUCAACGUCAGCUCUUUGGCAGGGAUGGCCGCUCUAAAUGGUGGCCUGGGCAGCAGUGGCCUUUCCAAUGGCACCGGGAGCACCAUGGAGGCCCUGACGCAGGCCUACUCGGGAAUCCAGCAGUACGCUGCCGCGGCGCUCCCCACUCUGUACAACCAGAACCUGUUGACACAGCAGAGUAUCGGCGCCGCGGGAAGCCAGAAGGAAGGUCCAGAAGGAGCCAACCUGUUCAUCUACCACCUGCCCCAGGAGUUUGGAGAUCAGGACCUGCUGCAGAUGUUUAUGCCCUUUGGGAAUGUCGUGUCUGCCAAAGUUUUCAUAGACAAGCAGACAAACCUGAGCAAGUGUUUUGGUUUUGUAAGUUACGACAAUCCUGUUUCGGCUCAAGCUGCCAUCCAGUCCAUGAACGGCUUUCAGAUUGGCAUGAAGCGGCUUAAAGUGCAGCUCAAACGUUCGAAGAAUGACAGCAAGCCCUACUGAGCGUGCUCCCCUCUGGGACUGGAGUGAGAGGGUCUUCUGGUAAGUGGGGGAGGAGCACCCUUAAUGAUUCGAAGCCCUAAGGCUGUGUGUUGACAGCCCUGGACCCUGAUCCCUGCCACUCUCGCAGGCACAGCUUGCCCUGAAGACUCGGCUACUGCCUUCUGUGGGAGUUACGCUUCGUACAGAGGACGAGUUUGUGCUUUGGUUUCCAGUGUUUUACUUUGGAGUUUAGGUGCCAUAUCCUGAGUUUUUUUCUUUAUUUAAAGUUUGCUGUGUUUGUAACCAGUGUGUGUUGAGAAGGACCAACAUCAAACCGCCCUGGGGGGAGGAGGGGGAUUGGAAAAACAUUUAAGAAAGAUCAGAGCUUUCCCCAAACUACCCCAAGAGAGAGGACUGAGUGAAACCAAACACUGACCCCAAAAUCUCCCUGAGUGCGAGAGUGGGUGAAAUGAGAACUGUCACCCAAGAGCCUUUGGGGGGGGGCGCGGAGGCGAGGCUGGCGUCGGAGGCGAGUACAGUGACCCACACCCAAUGACCCCGGGAGCUGGAGGCUAAAGUGCCUCUGUAGCUGCCUUCUGGGGAGUUACUGAGUUCUUGCCACCUGUUUUUCAGAUUCUUGUGCAGGAUUUCUGCUGCUCUUUCCCAAGAAGGGGAAGACAGUUCUCUGGAAAUAAAGCACCUGUUAAAUUAGCUUGACAUAUGCAAAAAGCAGGGAGACAUCACCCAUUAUUGGCUUUUCCAGCUGCCCAUUGGUGUUGGAUUGGCUCCGCCUGGCUGGUGGCUGUUAGGAAGAAGUACCCAGUCAGAGAGGUCGUUUAUAGUUUAUUUCAACACCACAUUUUUAGACCAUGGCCCAUUUCAAAUAGGUCCCUUUAAACGAGGCCUCUAGGCAAGACACUAUCUGGUUUCCAUCCUUGUAGUUGACCACAGCAAAGAGUGUCACUUCCAUCCAAGCCACCAUUUUUUCACGACGGCAGAUGUAAGAAGGGCUUAUAAUGUCUUGCUUAAAGGGGGCACCUCUCCUGAGCAGAGUGAUCAAAAGCCAUCAAGUUAGGGGAGGAGGAGCCGCCUUCUUGGUGUGCCUGAAUCAGAAGGCCCCUUUAAGUCAGAGUGCUGCAUUUGUCAGCGGCCAGCACUUACUCCGUAAAAGGAUGAGAAAUCUGUGCUUGCCUCUGUGGUUGAGGGAUCCCGGAUAUGGUAUACCCCUCCCCUCAACACACACAAGGCAGGCCCCUCUUCUAACCACUCCAGCCCCUUCUGCUCUUGGGGACAGAGGAGACAACAGGACGUUUACAGCCUCCAUAUGGAUUUAGUGUUCAUUUACCUCAGUAUUACCAUGUUCAUUUUUGUCCUCGUGCUUACAGUUAGCUCCCUGCUGCCUCCCACAGGCCUCACCGCGGCUCUUGCCUGUGACCCACACAGCCUCUGGGCCCUUCCUCUGCUCCAAGAAAUGCUGUGGAGCUGGAGAGCCACAAAGGAAGCGCUGUUGGGAAUGUGCACCUGGGCAGAGGUAGCCCUGUUGGGAUAUGACUCUUAACCAGGGACAGGGUCCCUGGGAUCUUAAACCUCACAAACAUCGGUCCUGACCCCUGACAGCAGAGAUGAGAUUAAAGGGGUUGGUUUGGUAUUAAGUCAGAUGGGGACUCUUUCCUUGUCAUACUGUCCAUUUGGGUCACAGACAGGGAUUGACCGUCUUGCUGUUGUACAGAUAGUUUGGUGGUGUGGGAUUAUCCCAUUAAAGCAGGGACAGCGGUUCCCUUCCCAUAGUGACAACUUGGGUCUGUUGUCCUCUAAGAAACGUGAAACAUACUUCUUAAGCUGAACCACGUAAACUUGAAUUCCGUGCACUGGGAGAAAUGUGUCCUGUGUUUCAAGGAUAAAACUGUUCCAAAGGCUUCCAGGGUCAUGAUGGGAUUUUUUAAAUAAAUGCAAAAAAUAAAAAUAAAAAAGAAAAAAGAAAAAAAGAAAAAAAUGCUAGGUUGGGGAGGCGCUGUUCUGAAUCCCAACCGGCUGGAACCAAGAAUGUCGUUUCUAUUUUUAUAGAAGUUUUAUACAGCUCCGGGGUGGAGAAUAUUUAUUACCUAAAUUAUAUCUCUGGAAAAGGCCAGGAUUUUGUAGAAUCCAGAAUGUGAUUGUUGUACACACAGGGUGCUGUGUAUGAUUGAAACUACUGACUCUCUGUGGCCCGUUUGCAGCCCAGCUAAUAAUCUGCCAGAGGGGAAGGAGUUAAUGCUGUGAAUUGGCAGAGGAGAGAGCUGUGCUCCCCAGGGUUCUGCCGGUGCUGUGACAGCUGACCUUCUGUUCUGUCUUCCUACUUGGCCAUCGUGGGGGUUUCCAAAGCCCAGAACUCUGCUCCCUCCUUACUUUCUUUCCUAUCUUCCUCCUCCCCCAUUUCACAAUUAUUUGUCCAUGGAUUUGUCCUGGGCUCUGGGACCUUAUGAAACGCCUUUUCCAAUAAUAUGAAAGGCAAAGGUGCAGUCAGCCGCCUUUGAUAGCAGACCCAGAGGGUUCCUACCUGCUCGUGAGUUCUCUUUCCUGAAAGGAGCGUGUGCCACAGCAGGGCCCUGGGCUGCCACAGCGGCCAGCUGGUGAGACCAGGCGCCUCUCUCUGUUCUCUCCUCUGCCCAGCGAGUGAGCACAGUAGCACUGCCCGUGAGCACAGUUCUCUCCCCAGGCCAAAGAUGGUUUGUGAAGAAGCUGCUCCCCUACAAGUCUCACAGUGUGAAGGGUUCAGCUCCGAGAGUGGAGACUAGCAGUCGAGUCUUAAGCAGUCCUUUUCUGUUGUGUGGGGGUUUCACUUCACAUAAAUGUGUUUUCUGCUAUAGUUUUGUUUCUUACUUGGGUUUCAUCAUGAAAUUAAUUUGCCUUGAAUGCAGCCAGACACUUAACUCCUGGGUCCCACAUGAGUGGCCAGGGCCUGCAUGGAAGCUAAGAGCUUGGAUUUCUGGAAACAAAAGGCCAUCCCCAUAGAACUGAGGAGAAGUCCUGGCCCUGCCCCCUAGAGAGAUCCCCCAUCCCUGCCGUGCUCUUCUGCCUUCUCCUGGGUUUGAGGAGGGGGGAGGCCGCUGCUCUGCUCCACCAGAGAGACCUUACCUUCUUCCUCGGACGAGUUUGGGUGCCUUGGGAAAUCCAAGCCUUAGGUUCCCUUCUGUCUCUGGCAGUUGGAUGUUUUCUUGGUGUCCUCCAUGUCCUUUUUGACUUUCCCUGUGUCCAUUGUUAGCAUGUGCAAAAGUUCCCUGUCAUUACCCAGCCCCGCCCCACCCGCCUCCUCAUUUCAGGGCUGUACACAGUGAGUGUUCCUCUUCUCUCUCUCUCUGUUUGGAUGUAUUGCUCUGUGUAACUCAGUGGGUCUCCCUCUUUCUGGUUUGUUUUUUUUUCUAGAUUCCUGCCGUUUGUUCAUCGUUGUGCCUAAAGCAUGUCGAUGUGGCGUCAAGUACAUCGUCCAAAUCCCUGUCUCUUCAGCUUCUCUGAUGCUUGAACUCUCACCUUUGACCUUGUGUUGACCUUUGAUGCUGACUUGUAUUUUUAUUAUGUUUGUUUCUUUCUUUGUUAUUUCUUUUUUUCUUUUCCUUUUUUUUUUCUUUUGUGCUGCCAAAUUGGUUUUGCUAGAACGACUGCUGAAGGGGAAAUAUUUAAACUUGCAUUUGAAUAUAAAAAAAUCUAUUUUUCUAGAACUUCAUAAGAUAACCACUUGAUUUUGUGAUUCCAAUUCUUUGUAACUGUCUUCAGAGCAGCCCUACUAGCACAUACCGCGUGGUGUUUGUAUUUCUGUGAACACACAGCCAGUCCGUUUCUAGGCUUUGUUUCUCUGUGUGCUUAGUUUUAAAGACAACUUUGAAGUAAACAAUGAAAUAAAAGAUGUCACUAAAACC
Messenger RNA from Suricata suricatta (meerkat), 5890 nucleotides. RefSeq names its product CUGBP Elav-like family member 1 (gene CELF1). Gene Ontology annotation, molecular function: mRNA 3'-UTR binding. The coding region runs from base 477 to 2018 and encodes 513 amino acids. Gene Ontology annotation, cellular component: ribonucleoprotein complex; nucleus; cytoplasm. The transcript is spliced from 17 exons. Lineage: Eukaryota; Metazoa; Chordata; Mammalia; Carnivora; Herpestidae. Gene Ontology annotation, biological process: regulation of alternative mRNA splicing, via spliceosome; mRNA splice site recognition. The record is from RefSeq and is a predicted model, not a curated record.